AUGAUGUCCAUUGAGGAUAUGAUACCACACCUAUACCACGAGAAGCAGGAGGACGGUUCUCUCCUCUGUGCUCAGCAUGCUCUCAAUUCCCUAUUACGUGCGUCUAUCUUCACUGCUCCUGAUCUCGCAGAGAUUGCCCGUCGACUAGAUGCAGAGGAAGCCAGCUACGAUGAUGACUUGAACACAGAAAGUGCCAGUACGAAUAUGGACGAUACGGGCUUCUUCUCAGUACAAGUGCUAGAUACAGCACUCAAAGUAUGGGGUCUUGACCUUGUUGGAUGGCGAGGAGAAGCCAUGAGAUCCUUAUCAAGACACGCCAUAUUCCCAUCUGACACAAGAUACAGCACCCAACUGGCGUUUAUUCUGAAUUACCAGCAGCAUUGGUACACGCUCCGUCGGUUUGGACCGGCUUCCCCCGUCCUAGCUGAAGAUUCUGGGAUUGGGCAUUGGUUCGAUCUGAAUUCUCUUCUCCCUGAGCCCCGGUGGAUUAGUAAAACCUACCUAGGGAUGGUACUACAGCAGGCAGAGGCUGAUGGCUACUCGGUCUUUGUAGUGACCCAGACAGACCCUUCUGCUCCUCUAGGCCUCCCUCGCGUAGAUGCAGACGAUCUCGCAACUAUCGUCUCUGAGUCUGGCGUUUCCGGUCGGCCAUCCUCAAGUUCUUUCACGACAGGAACUUCUCAUUCCACUGCUGCCGGGAGUCACGAUUUUGAAGGAUUGGAGGAUGAGGAUUAUGAGCUUCAAGCCGCUUUGCAGGCUUCACUGAUGGCCGGAUCGUCUUCUGAUUACCCUAUGAUGAAUUUCGAUCCUCCCGCUCUAACGAGAUCCAAUAUGCCGCCUCCUAGGGGCUCUUGGUCGCCUAUUGAACACAGUUCGGGUGACCAAACACCGACAGACACUCCUCUGGACCCCGUAGCUGCUAGCAUGGCACGCAAUCAACAGCUUCUUCAACGAAUGACAGCUGAACAGCAGUAUGCUCAACGAGAAUUAUGGGGCGAAGGGCGCACGGGACGCCAGGAAAACAGCGAUGACGAGGAUCUGAGACGCGCCAUUGCUGAGAGCGAAGCAAUGGCCAGGGCAGAGGGCCAUGGACGAUCAGAGGACGAGGAAGUCGAAGAUGAUAUCGAGGAUCGCGCAUCUUCAGCAAUUCUUCCGAACUUCGGUCAGCCAACAUUGCUUAGCAGAGGAAGUGGGGAUAGAGUGUAUGACGAUGAUGACGCAGAAUUACAGGCGGCCUUGAAGGAAUCUCUGGCUCAAGUUCCCGACAACUGGGUUGCGCCUGACGCAUUCCAAACGCCAUCUCCACGUCCGCCGGCACCGAUGACAGCACCGACAACAAUCAACCCACCUCAGUCAUCAUCGUCUGCUUUGACCGAUAUGCAGGAUGUCGAAUCUACGCCGUCUGAUGAUGGGAAUUCGACUGUCGCAUCUUCUGAGCCGGCUGAAGCGCCUUCCCAAGAAGCUGUCAGCCUCGAAGAAAUGCGAAGACGAAGACUUGCAAAAUUUGGAGGUUAA
Molecule: messenger RNA, 1515 nt
Organism: Desarmillaria tabescens
Lineage: Eukaryota; Fungi; Basidiomycota; Agaricomycetes; Agaricales; Physalacriaceae
Product: Josephin-domain-containing protein
Exons: 6
Coding region: 1-1515 (504 amino acids)
Biological process (GO): protein deubiquitination
Cellular component (GO): nucleus
Molecular function (GO): cysteine-type deubiquitinase activity
Source: RefSeq, a predicted model, not a curated record